AUGGCAUCCAGUCCCACUGUGUUGAUGCGGUUGGUGGCUUCAGCAUAUUCUAUUGCUCAGAAGGCAGGAACGAUAGUCAGGCGUGUUAUCGCUGAAGGAGACCUGGGCAUCAUUGAGAAGACCUGUGCAACAGACCUGCAGACCAAGGCUGACCGAUUAGUUCAAGCAAGCAUAUGUUCUUCAUUGGCACGGAAGUUCCCCAAACUAACAAUUAUAGGGGAAGAGGAUCUGCCUCCUGAAGACGUGGACCAAGAGCUGAUUGAAGAUGGUCAGUGGGAGGAGAUACUGAAGCAGCCGUGCCCAUCACAGUACAGUGCUAUCAAGGAGGAAGAUCUUGUGGUCUGGGUUGAUCCUCUGGAUGGUACCAAGGAAUAUACCGAAGGUCUUCUUGACAAUGUAACAGUUCUUAUUGGAAUUGCUUAUGAAGGAAAAGCCAUAGCAGGAGUUAUUAACCAGCCAUAUUAUAACUACCAGGCAGGACCAGAUGCUGUGCUGGGGAGAACUAUCUGGGGAGUUUUGGGUUUAGGUGCCUUCGGAUUUCAGCUGAAAGAAGUGCCCACCGGCAAACACAUCAUCACAACUACCCGGUCCCAUAACAGCCAGUUGGUUACGGACUGUGUCACUGCUAUGAACCCUGAUGAUGUGCUGAGAGUGGGAGGAGCAGGAAAUAAGAUAAUUCAGCUGAUUGAAGGCAAAGCCUCUGCUUAUGUAUUUGCAAGUCCUGGAUGCAAGAAGUGGGACACCUGUGCUCCAGAAGUCAUUUUACAUGCUGUUGGAGGCAAGUUAACCGAUAUCCAUGGAAAUGCCCUUCAGUAUAACAAGGAGGUGAAGCACAUGAACUCAGCCGGAGUUCUGGCCACAUUGAGGAAUUACGACUAUUAUGCAAGUCGAGUUCCCCAGUCAAUUAAAAAUGCACUUGUUCCUUAA
Messenger RNA from Rangifer tarandus platyrhynchus (Svalbard reindeer), 927 nucleotides. NCBI's taxonomy places the organism in Eukaryota, Metazoa, Chordata, Mammalia, Artiodactyla, Cervidae. The record is from the annotation of a GenBank genome assembly.